AUGGCCUCAGACUGUUUGCUCCUCACUAAAACCGAAGACUAUCAAGACCAAAACGACAUUACAGUUGGUACAAUCAAGUGCACUGCUCCUAUCCCAUUUGGAGGCGAAGAACAAUGGCUCUAUAUGCCAACCACCAAGAAGUUCGACCUCUCUCGGGGGUCGCAGCAGAAGAUGGUCUUGGAAUGCAACGUGGAUGAUCGCCACACAGGACUUAUGAUCGAUGCCGGAACUUCUGUUCUGAUUGUGGUCGAUAUGCAGAAUUACUUUGUUCAUCCUACAUACCGCGAUCAUGCAGCUGGAAUAGCCGCCAUUCAGCCAACCUUGGAAGUGAUUGAACGAUGCCGCAAAGAGGGCAUCCAGAUUGCUUGGCUCAAUUGGGGUAUCACAGAUGAAGACAUCAAGGCCAUGGCGCCCGCUAUCCAACGAGGGUUCAGCAAGACCUUGGGCUGGCACGUUGGCCUCGGCGUCCAAUUACCGGAAGACCAAGGUAGAUGCCUGUUCAAGCGCACCUGGAAUGCAGAUCUCUACGACCCUUUCAAGGCCGUUGCCCUACCCGGUGACCUCUUCUUCGACAAGAGCCGAAUGAGUGGUCUGUGGUCCACUCAGGAACCUCUCCAUGAGUAUCUUCGGGCCUCUGGCAAGCAAACGCUAUUAUUUGCUGGUGUCAACACGGAUCAGUGCGUAUUCGGCACGGUGUCUGAUGCGUACUCGUACGGCUGGGACUGCGUUCUCCUCAAAGACUGCACUGGAACUAUGACGGGCAGAGGCUCUCAGGAGCUCACCGAGUAUCAAGUCUCUACAAACAUGGGCUUCGUCACUACCAGCCGUGCCUUCUGCGACGCACGCAUCAGCGAGCACUUUGAAGGAUAUUGA
Molecule: messenger RNA, 873 nt
Organism: Plenodomus lingam JN3
Lineage: Eukaryota; Fungi; Ascomycota; Dothideomycetes; Pleosporales; Leptosphaeriaceae
Source: RefSeq, a predicted model, not a curated record